ACCUUAGAGCCUUCUCUUCGCAGAUUGUCAGGACGUUCUACAUAGAUGUGGAUGAAAGACCCCAGAAGCAACAAACGUCACAAACAAAACCAUGGCUAUAAGCUCUGCUGGGUUUGUUAUAUGGAUUCUUUUCAGAAUUUGGCUAAUGACUGAAAAUCUAAGUUCCAGCUCAACUAGUAUAUGAUUCCUCUGUAAGGAAGUGUAUUUUUAAACCAUAGGUUGCAACAUAAUAAUGGGUCGUGGAUUCGGUUUACCGCGUGGUGACCAGCGUAAAACACAUGCAUAAUAAUUACGCAAUAUUAUAGAAUGUCGGGGGCGGGAAGGGAAGAGAAUAAAAAUUUGCAUCCCACACAGUUAAGGGUCCUUGAUUAUCGGCGAGUCACUGAGGUUCCGAGAGGGGUGUCUCUGCUAAGGCAAACAGCGACCCAGCCGCCUCCCACGGUCUGACCUCCGCCAAGGUGACGCGGCUUAAAGUCAACCGGCGGAAGAGGAGUCGAACGGGACGCGUGCGUGGGAGCGCGCAUGAGCGUACGUGCGUGUGCGCGUGCGCUCCAGAGCGUCAUCGCCCAGAACUGUGGCGACGUGUCCGGCGCUACCCUCGUUACAGGAAUGUGUUUCUGAUCAUCUGAAUCUUAAUCAUGUCCAACUGCCUGCAAAAUUUCCUGAAAAUUACAAGCACUCGUCUUCUAUGUUCAAGAUUAUGCCAACAGUUAACAAGAAGUAAAAGGAAGUUUUUCGGAACUGUGCCAAUAUCCAGAUUGCAUAGGCGAGUUGUCAUUACAGGCAUUGGCUUAGUGACUCCUCUUGGUGUUGGAACUCACCUGGUUUGGGAUCGUCUUAUCGGAGGAGAGAGUGGAAUUGUUUCACUGGUUGGUGAAGAGUAUAAGAGUAUCCCUUGCAGUGUUGCUGCUUAUGUGCCAAGAGGUAGAGAUGAAGGUCAGUUCAAUGAACAAAACUUUGUGUCCAAAUCAGAUAUCAAGUCCAUGUCUUCUCCCACCAUCAUGGCCAUUGGGGCUGCAGAAUUAGCCAUAAAGGAUUCUGGCUGGCAUCCUCAGUCAGAAGCUGAUCAGGUGGCUACUGGUGUUGCAAUUGGCAUGGGAAUGAUUCCUCUUGAAGUUGUUUCUGAAACUGCUUUGAAUUUUCAGACAAAAGGUUACAAUAAAGUUAGCCCAUUUUUUGUCCCUAAGAUUCUAGUCAAUAUGGCAGCAGGCCAGGUCAGCAUUCGAUACAAACUCAAGGGCCCAAAUCAUGCAGUAUCCACAGCCUGUACCACAGGAGCUCAUGCUGUGGGAGACUCUUUUAGAUUUAUAGCCCAUGGUGAUGCUAAUGUGAUGGUGGCUGGAGGUACAGAUUCUUGUAUUAGCCCUUUAUCUCUUGCUGGGUUUUCCAGAGCCCGGGCUCUGAGCACAAACUCAGAUCCCAAGUUGGCAUGUCGACCAUUUCAUCCAAAGAGAGAUGGUUUUGUAAUGGGAGAAGGUGCAGCUGUGCUGGUGCUGGAAGAAUAUGAACAUGCUGUUCAAAGAAGAGCCCGGAUCUAUGCAGAAGUUUUGGGCUAUGGACUCUCAGGUGAUGCUGGUCACAUAACUGCCCCUGAUCCUGAAGGAGAAGGUGCCUUAAGGUGUAUGGCUGCUGCUUUAAAAGAUGCAGGUGUACAGCCUGAAGAGAUAUCUUAUAUCAAUGCACAUGCUACUUCCACACCAUUGGGAGAUGCUGCUGAAAACAAAGCUAUCAAACAUCUCUUCAAAGACCACGCAUAUGCCCUUGCAGUUUCCUCAACUAAGGGAGCAACAGGACAUCUGCUGGGAGCUGCAGGGGCAGUCGAGGCAGCUUUUACCACAUUAGCUUGUUAUUAUAAAAAACUACCACCUACUUUAAACCUGGAUUGUACAGAACCAGAAUUUGAUCUUAACUAUGUUCCACUAAAGGCGCAGGAAUGGAAAACUGAGAAAAGAUUUAUUGGCCUCACCAAUUCCUUUGGUUUUGGUGGUACUAAUGCAACACUUUGUAUUGCUGGAAUGUAGAACAAAUCAUUUGUAAUUAAAUACUGAUUUUUAAAUGUUA
Pongo pygmaeus (Bornean orangutan) is the source of this 2061-nucleotide messenger RNA. RefSeq names its product 3-oxoacyl-ACP synthase, mitochondrial (gene OXSM). Gene Ontology annotation, cellular component: mitochondrion. Gene Ontology annotation, biological process: fatty acid biosynthetic process. Bases 639 to 2021 code for a protein of 460 amino acids. The record is from RefSeq and is a predicted model, not a curated record. NCBI's taxonomy places the organism in Eukaryota, Metazoa, Chordata, Mammalia, Primates, Hominidae. Gene Ontology annotation, molecular function: 3-oxoacyl-[acyl-carrier-protein] synthase activity. The transcript is spliced from 4 exons.